Messenger RNA from Entamoeba invadens IP1, 861 nucleotides. RefSeq lists its product as hypothetical. NCBI's taxonomy places the organism in Eukaryota, Evosea, Mastigamoebida, Endamoebidae. Bases 1 to 861 code for a protein of 286 amino acids. The transcript has a single exon. The record is from RefSeq and is a predicted model, not a curated record.
AUGAAAAUUGAAAUAGUGAAUUACGGGAUCAUCACUAUAACCUCGGAGAAAAACUCUACAACAAACGUUGACUCGACCCAUCAAGUCGUCAUGAAAACAAACACAAAAUCCCCAAAGACCCCCAAGCAAUCGAUGAGCCCACAACUCUCGAAAAAGUCAUCAAGCAAAGAACGCACAAAGGACGGGUACAAAGAACUUGUCGACACCACAGACCCCCUCUCCCCACGAAGUCCGCCACCAUCCAGCAAUGAUUCUCCGCACUCCGAAUCUUUUCCAAAGUUAUCCAAUGUCCCCACUGAAAUUCAACCCGUCGCUCCCUUUUCCUUUUUCAAUAUCAAUGGGGUAACUGAGAGUAUGGUCACUUCGUUGGAGUCGUGGACAACUAAAAAGCGGCGAAGGUUAGUUUAUGACUCUUCGAUGAUGGACUUCAGCAAAGAGUCGUUUUAUAAUGCAGUCUGUGGGUUAAGUAAUAUCAUGACAUUAGUGGUAACUGACAAGGGUUACGUAUUCGGCGCGUUUCAUUCGUCAAUUCCAAAUCCGCCAACUCAGGGUUCAAAGACUUUCCACGACAACAAUUUUUUCAUCUUCACAUUAAUCAAUGCAGACAACAUCCCACAAGAAAAAUUCUUUAAAAAGUCUUCUUUAGAAACAAUGUACUUGGACUCACUCUCUAUGAGUGUUGAGAGCAUUUAUACCAUAAGUAGGGGCUUUACUUUAAAGAAGAAAGGAUCAUCGUUCUCACCUUACUUCGCUUCAUUCUAUCAAAUUGAAAAGCGGAGAGGUUCAAAAUUCUUUGUUGGCUCUGUCGAACCUGAGACUUUCGAAGUGGCCAGACUUGUUGCUAUCGAGUGGUUGAACUAA